GUAUGCACAAAGCCGGCGCCAAUUUCAAUCGAGAUAAGAUUACUGCCUGUUCAUUUGCUGAUAAUCUCCGUUGCUGUCUCUCUCACUCCAAUCUUGUGGCUCUCAAAAAUCUCUCCCUCUCCUUUCUUCUCCGACUUAAACGCAUAAAACCAGAAGAGAGAGGGAUUCAGAACACCAUUUUUUCUCCAUAAACCCUAGCUAACAAAAUGACUAUUGCUUUACAAGCUUCUCUUCUCUGCAAGCCUUCUCCGUCUCAUACUCCUACUUGCUCUUCUCCUUCUAAACAACGUCUUCUCUCUUCUGUUCGCCGCCGUCACUAUCACUCUUCUCUUUCUCUCUCUACUAUCUCCUUAUUUGCUUCUCUAAAUUCCAGAUUUCGUCUCCUCCCUCUCUCUGUCUCUUGUACAUUGCGUCCGGAAAAUGCCAAUUUAAAUCCGGAAUUCACUUCUUCCGGAUUGACCUCUAAUAUAGAUUCUAGUGAACCUACAAUCGACAAGUUUGGCGGUGGAGGAGAUGGUUCUGUCGUUUCGGCCAUUGAAGGAUCGAGAGUUGAUGAACUUGGCGGCGAGAGUUUGGCAAGGGAGGUUGGGCAACUACAUACAGAGAAUGCGGUGCGGAGUGAAGCGAAGGAUGGCCAUUUCGUGCAAAACCAAGAGGUAAAUGGCAAACUACCUUUCAUCGUUUUUGUUCUGGGUCUUUGGGCGACGGCGAGGAGAGGAUUGGAGAAGUUUCUGGCAUCCGAUUGGUUGAGUUGGUGGCCUUUUUGGCAACAAGAGAAGAGGUUGGAGCGCCUUAUUGCUGAGGCUGAUGCCAAUCCCAAGGACGCUGACAAGCAGAGUGCUCUUUUGGCCGAGCUCAAUAAGCACAGCCCCGAGUCUGUAAUUAAGAGGUUUGAGCAAAGAGACCACUUAGUGGACAGUAAAGGAGUUGCAGAAUAUCUUCGAGCGCUUGUGGCCACUAAUGCUAUUGCGGAUUAUCUUCCUGAUGAACAAUCUGGAAAAGCUACCAGUCUUCCUGCCUUGUUACAAGAAUUGAAGCAGCGUGCAUCAGGAAACACUGAUGAGCCAUUUCUGAGCCCUGGAAUAUCUGAGAAGCAACCUUUGCAUGUUGUGAUGGUUGACCCAAAAGUAUCAAACAAAUCACGAUUUGCUCAAGAGCUUAUCUCAACAAUCUUGUUCACUGUUGCAGUUGGACUGGUUUGGUUAAUGGGUGCUGCUGCACUUCAAAAGUAUAUAGGGGGCCUCGGGGGAAUAGGAACUUCAGGAGUUGGUUCAGGUUCUUCUUAUACACCCAAGGAAUUAAAUAAAGAAGUUAUGCCAGAGAAAAAUGUUAAAACAUUUAAGGAUGUCAAAGGUUGUGAUGAUGCAAAACAGGAGCUUGAGGAAGUUGUUGAAUACCUCAAAAACCCAUCAAAAUUUACACGCCUGGGGGGAAAGUUGCCAAAGGGAAUUCUUUUGACAGGGGCACCUGGUACAGGAAAAACAUUGCUUGCCAAGGCUAUCGCCGGGGAAGCUGGUGUACCUUUUUUCUAUAGAGCGGGAUCUGAAUUUGAGGAAAUGUUUGUUGGAGUUGGUGCCCGACGUGUGAGAUCUUUGUUUCAAGCAGCCAAAAAAAAGGCUCCAUGCAUAAUUUUUAUUGAUGAAAUUGACGCUGUUGGGUCAACACGGAAACAAUGGGAAGGCCACACAAAGAAAACAUUGCAUCAAUUACUUGUUGAAAUGGAUGGUUUUGAACAGAAUGAGGGGAUAAUAUUGAUGGCUGCAACAAACUUGCCUGAUAUUCUUGAUCCUGCUUUGACCAGGCCUGGUAGAUUCGAUAGGCAUAUUGUUGUUCCAAAUCCAGACGUACGAGGUCGUCAAGAGAUUUUGGAGCUGUAUCUUCAAGAUAAACCUUUGGCAGAUAAUGUAGAUGUCAAAGCAAUUGCCCGUGGUACACCAGGCUUCAAUGGGGCGGAUCUUGCAAACCUAGUCAACAUUGCAGCCAUUAAAGCUGCUGUUGAAGGUGCUGAGAAGUUGACUGCAGCACAGUUGGAGUUUGCAAAAGACAGGAUAAUUAUGGGCACUGAACGGAAAACUAUGUUCAUAUCAGAAGAAUCAAAGAAGUUAACUGCAUAUCAUGAGAGUGGUCAUGCUAUUGUAGCCUUAAAUACUGAGGGAGCACAUCCAAUUCACAAAGCAACAAUAAUGCCACGUGGAUCUGCUUUAGGAAUGGUCACUCAGCUUCCUUCAAGUGAUGAGACAUCAAUUAGCAAGAAGCAGCUAUUAGCUCGUCUCGAUGUCUGUAUGGGAGGAAGAGCUGCGGAGGAGCUUAUUUUUGGUCAAGACCAUAUCACUACAGGAGCCAGUAGUGAUCUUCAUACAGCUACUGAACUCGCUCAUUAUAUGGUAUCAAGUUGUGGAAUGAGUGAUGCAAUAGGACCAGUUCACAUCAAAGAGCGACCAAGUUCAGAAAUGCAGUCGCGUAUUGAUGCUGAGGUGGUGAAACUCCUAAGGGAAGCAUAUGAUCGUGUAAAAGCCCUAUUAAAGAAGCAUGAGAAGGCAUUACAUGCAUUAGCAAAUGCUCUAUUAGAGUACGAAACACUCAGUGCAGAAGAGAUCAAGCGAAUUCUUCUUCCUUACCGGGAAGGACAAGUGGCUGAGCAACAAGAAGAACAAGUAGAAGAAGGGGAUCUUGUGUUGGCUUAGUGAUGUAAUAUAGUCGACCAUAAUCCAUAAGGGGAGGUUCUGUACAGUGUAUUUAAAGCAGUACAGGUGAUUAUUUAUAUAAUUUCUUCCAAAUUACCCCCUUUCAUGUGUUCAUAAAGUAUGCAAUAGAAAUUCCGUUCAUUUCUCUUGCACCCUGAGCAUCUCCUAAACAAAUCCACUUCCCCAUGCUAACAAACUACCCAUAUUUUACAGAACAACUCAAUGUACUAUUCCCAUUACAUGUAUUAUUUGAACCAUUUACCCAUUCAGGGUCAAAUUUUGGAGUUGUAUGUCUUUUUAUUAUCACGUCAGAAGUUACCAGACUAAAUGUUCGAAGGAAAAAAAAAAAAUGGCAAAUUGGAUUUUUUAUUACUUGUA
This is a messenger RNA of Jatropha curcas, 3062 nucleotides long. RefSeq names its product FTSH protease 11 (gene FTSH11). Gene Ontology annotation, biological process: protein import into chloroplast stroma; proteolysis. The record is from RefSeq and is a predicted model, not a curated record. Lineage: Eukaryota; Viridiplantae; Streptophyta; Magnoliopsida; Malpighiales; Euphorbiaceae. Gene Ontology annotation, molecular function: ATP hydrolysis activity; metalloendopeptidase activity; ATP binding. Gene Ontology annotation, cellular component: chloroplast; membrane.